UUGGUCGUAUGGUCAUUCUAAAGAGUCAUACUUGCGAUUUCGGUAUGUUAACGCGUUUUCGCGUAGCUCAUUGACUCUCAACAGUUCUCUAAUCGACCGGUUGAGAAUUGAUUAAUUGCCUCUAACUAAUUUGAUUUUUUGAUUGGGUUAGUUCUUAAGUAAUUGACAUAGUUGAUUUCAAAUUGAAAUAGUGAUUUUUGAGGUUCGCUUGCAUAUUUUCGCGGGUUGAGGACUUGUAAUAAAAAUUUGUUGGUUUUGUUGAAACCGGACAUUGUUAUUACUAUUUGUUAAAUAUUUAAAUCCUACGUUUUAAACCUACAAGAAGCCACCAUCAUUCUCCCCGCACAGCAAAUCGGGGCGGCCGUGGCGCCAUGGCCUUCUGCGAUCACCUCCGUCGACGAUAUGGCACACAAAGGUAAAGGUAAAGGCCACAGCGGUGUGAACCAGUUAGGGGGUGUGUUCGUCAGCGGGCGCCCGUUACCCGAUUCCACGAGACAGAAAAUCGUCGAGCUGGCCCACUCCGGAGCUCGACCCUGUGACAUCUCCAGGAUCCUCCAAGUCUCCAACGGAUGCGUCUCCAAAAUACUUGGCAGAUACUACGAGACAGGUUCGAUUAGACCGAGAGCGAUAGGGGGAUCGAAGCCUAGAGUGGCUACCGCUGAGGUGGUGUCAAAAAUAUCGUCUUAUAAGAGGGAGUGUCCAUCGAUAUUCGCUUGGGAAAUCAGGGAUCGGUUACUACAGGAAGGAGUAUGUACCAAUGAUAAUAUACCCAGUGUUUCAUCAAUAAACAGGGUUCUUAGAAACAUAGCUGCUCAAAAAGAACAGUCGUCCCAAAAUCCAUCAAACUCUGCAAGUAGUGAUAGCGUUUACGAUAAGUUACGUUUGUUAAAUGGAAACCAAACUAGUUGGAGACCAACUCCUUGGUAUUCUACUGGAAAUACCUUUCCAUUGCAACCUUUAAGCCCACCUCCAACAAUUCUAUCAGAUGAAGGAAGUACAAAAAAAGUAAUCGACUUGGAUGGCUUGCACUCAGACGAAACCAAUUCAGGAGAUAACUCGAACGCGGGGUCCAGUAUAGGUCCUGAUGAUGACCAAGCGCGACUGAGGCUGAAACGUAAACUUCAAAGAAAUAGGACUUCUUUUACUAAUGAUCAAAUUGAUAGCUUAGAAAAAGAAUUUGAACGCACUCAUUAUCCAGACGUAUUCGCGAGGGAAAGACUCGCAGCCAAAAUCGGACUGCCAGAAGCCCGAAUACAAGUCUGGUUCUCCAAUCGGCGAGCCAAAUGGCGUCGCGAAGAAAAACUUAGAAAUCAAAGAAGAUCAAACCAGACUCCAUCAGAUGGCUCAGUACCUAACUCGUCCCCACCCAGAAUACAGAGCUUCGGGAAUACUAGCCCUGCUAUGUAUUCUAGUAUUGCUCCUAGCAUGUCUAUCACUGAUACAUAUGGAACGAUGUCUCCAAUGUCCAAUUUUGGCCAUGGCUCUUUGACUUCGAGCAUGGGUCCUUCCCCAGGAGCAUGUCUGCAGCAGAGAGAGAGUCCUACAAUGGGUGGAGCAAUGGGUGGGUACUGCAUGGGAAGACCAUCCGGGUACGACCUGGGAAUUGGUUAUGGCUCAAGACCAUCACCUUGUAGCCCUGGUCAGCCUUACCAGAUGAAUGGACAUCAGUAUAACACUAAUGGAACAUCUACUGGUCUAAUAUCACCAGGAGUAUCGGUGCCUAUAGCAGUGCCAGGACAAACAGACAUGACAUCGCAGUACUGGCCACGUAUACAGUGACCUUGGUGGACAUAGAAUUUAACAGACAGUUUUAAGUUGUAGUUGGCAUUAGGCUUAAGUUAGUAUAUAUCGGUAACUUGUGCACAAAGUGUUUAAAUGUGAGAUUGUGUUGGUCAAUGGUAAAAAACAUUUUUUACUAAAGUUUUAAACAAAUGUUUGAAUAUAUCGUAUUUCAUUUGUUAAAGGGAUUUGUGCAAAAUAAACUAAAGCCAUUUUCUUACUGUGGCCAAGCCCACAAACGCAUGUGUGACUCUUUAGAUUGUCCAUCAAUUAUUAUUUUAUUUUGUAGCUUUUGUGUAUUUAGAAUUUCCCGUAUCUAAAAGAAAACUUUGAAUAUCGGCUUGAACCAAAGUGAAAAUGAUUUUCAAAUAUUACAAAUUAUGUAAAUAUAGUUAAGAACUCCAUAAAAAAAUAUUAUGUGAUUAAAGCCCAUCCCUUUACGUAAUAGUGUAGUGAAACUACCCGUUAAUUUCCUUAAAGUAGGUACACAAAAAAUUAAAUUUAUGCACAUAUUAAUUUUACAAAUUCACAUGUAAAUGUUAUUAACGAUUAUUGUACAAAACAUAUCCAGAUUUUGUUAGAUAUAAGUUUGAGUGAAAAGUGUAAGUAUUAUUAACCUUAUGUAAAAUAAUUUGUAAUUUUACAAAAAUGAUAAUUAUUUU
Messenger RNA from Anthonomus grandis grandis, 2441 nucleotides. RefSeq names its product paired box protein Pax-6-like (gene Ey). The record is from RefSeq and is a predicted model, not a curated record. Bases 403 to 1779 code for a protein of 458 amino acids. NCBI's taxonomy places the organism in Eukaryota, Metazoa, Arthropoda, Insecta, Coleoptera, Curculionidae. Gene Ontology annotation, biological process: regulation of transcription by RNA polymerase II; anatomical structure development. Gene Ontology annotation, molecular function: RNA polymerase II cis-regulatory region sequence-specific DNA binding; DNA-binding transcription factor activity, RNA polymerase II-specific. The transcript is spliced from 9 exons.